ACUCUCCCUCCGUAAUAAGAAGCUACGCGUCCCGCGGUCCUGGCUCCGUGGGUCCGGUCGGAUCGGGCCUGGGCGCUGGAGCUGCUGUGGCUGCCGCCGCGGCGAGUGCGAUGGAGGCUGUGCCGGGGCCCAGCGCUCACGCCGGGGGAGGCCGAGACUGCCGGAGGUUCUAAUAGAUGAGGCGGCGGCGGCACGGGCUCUCCAUGAGCAAGCGGCGGCGGCGACGGGUGCGGGAGCACCGGCGGUUUUCGGUCCCCGGGGAGGAUGAAGACACUGUUUGAAGAGAUCAAAGCAUCAAUUAAAAAUAACUAUAACCAAGAUCGCUCAUUUUGGAGGCCUGUUCUUCCUUGGGGAGGUGUUUUUACUAUCAAAGCUGGCCGCAAAGCAGUAUCCUGUACACCACUCUAUGUUGAAAUAAGACUGAAAAAUACCUGCACCAUAGAUGGAUUCUUGAUGUUAUUGUAUGUUAUUCUCAAUGAAAAUGAAAAUUUCCCCAGGGAACUCUCUCUUCAUUUAGGUAGAGAGUUUAUAGACUGUUUUCUUUAUUUAAUGGACACCUACAGUUUUACAACUGUGAAGCUACUUUGGAUUUGGGACAAAAUGGAAAAACAGCAAUACAAAUCUGAAGUUCAUAAAGCUUCAUUAAUAAUUGAUUUGUUUGGGAAUGAGCAUGAUAAUUUUACAAAAAAUCUUGAAAAUCUCAUGUCGACCAUACAAGAGAGUUACUGUUCCAACUGGCGAUGCCCAACUCGAGUGCAGGAAGAUCAGCAGCGCACAAUUAAUAUAAAUCCUCCCCAAGAAAUUCCACAUGGAAACUUGAUACGACUGGCUGUGGAUGAGUUAUUCUGUUCCAGGAUUGAACUGUGUGAAGAGUGUGGGUGUGGUGGCUUAAGGGAAUUUUCCCAACGAGUGUUCUGCCACGGGGCACCCCCUUUUGUUGUCUUAAAUAUGCAGCAUUGGAAAUCUGAAGAUCUGGCAUAUGUACCCUAUUACUUGGAUUUAUGUGAUCACAAGUAUUUGUUGGAAGGUGCCACACUGUUUAACAAAGAGGAACAUCAUUAUUCUGCAGCUUUUCAAAUUGAUGGACAUUGGAUGCACUAUGAUGGCCUCAGAAAUGUGAAUUUAAUUUUGUUAAAUAAACCCCCAGAGUUUCUCCUCUUGUCAUCAUUAGUUUAUAUCCGAGCAACAGAAAAAUAAAUAUAGACUGAUGCUAAAUUAAAUUGUUUUCCCUCCUUCCCAUGCUCCCCCAGAUGAAGGGCUUUUAUUUUGUAUAUACUUGGUAUCCAAGGAAAUAGUUCAGCUAUAUUAGUUUCAGAGGUGUAUUAUCUAGUGUUUA
This is a messenger RNA of Mesoplodon densirostris (Blainville's beaked whale), 1336 nucleotides long. RefSeq names its product chromosome 4 C14orf28 homolog (gene DORIP1). The record is from RefSeq and is a predicted model, not a curated record. NCBI's taxonomy places the organism in Eukaryota, Metazoa, Chordata, Mammalia, Artiodactyla, Ziphiidae. The transcript is spliced from 5 exons. Bases 265 to 1197 code for a protein of 310 amino acids.